This is a messenger RNA of Schistocerca nitens (vagrant locust), 2389 nucleotides long. RefSeq names its product protein UBASH3A homolog (gene Epp). Bases 22 to 2109 code for a protein of 695 amino acids. Lineage: Eukaryota; Metazoa; Arthropoda; Insecta; Orthoptera; Acrididae. The transcript has 14 exons. The record is from RefSeq and is a predicted model, not a curated record. Gene Ontology annotation, molecular function: protein binding.
GUUGAUAGUUCAGCAAAUGAAAUGGCGACGUUACCCCCAAGGAAAAACGCGACACCUACAAAAAUAUCAAGACAGUAUCUAUCACCAUUGCAAAUACUUUUGCAGAUGGGAUUUCCCAAACAUAGAGCGGAGAAGGCAUUAGCAGCAACCGGCCAUAGAGGUGUUCAGCUUGCAUCUGACUGGCUACUAGCACAUGUGAAUGACCCGACACUGGAUGACAAUAGUCCACGAGAGUACAUAUUAUAUGCAUGCCCAACAGGCCCAUUCUUUGAACAGCUGGAAAAUUUUUGGAAUUUGUCGCUUGCACAGUGUGGUUGGAAUGGUGCACACAGUUUCAUGCCUCAUAUAACUUUAGUUUCAUUUUUUAAGGCUCCUGAUGAAAGUGCCCAGCAGUUAGCACGAACUCUCAAGCAUGUUGUUGAACUGCAAAGAGUGAAUUUAAAGGAACCCUUGAAACUGGAAACAUAUGUCUCACAGAACUUCAUGGGUUUUUUUGUGCAUGAGGAGCAUGCUGAUAUUCUGAAAAGGAUUGCCCUGCAAUAUGUUAAAGAGGUGUCAAAUGCAAUCAUAAAUGAUAAUUACGAACACCUCGACGCACUGUCAGCUUGUUUUCCAUGGUGCACCACAGCUACUGAUAGAUAUGUUCCUCGUGGAGUCAAAUCAAAUGAUGGACGUGUUUAUAAGAGGCCAACAGCUGUCAGUAUGGAACCACACGUGAAGUCCUUACAUUUGACUCUGGCUUACCAGUUUUCUCCUACACAGUUCGGAGCAUUGAGAACUUUGGUAGAAAGCCUAAAUCCUUGUGCUCCUGGCAAUUGGGAAGUACGCCUGUACUCCAGGGACCCUCGGUUGUCUUCGAAACAGGUUCACAAAGUUCUGUAUCCACAUAUGCCACGUGAAUCUGAUGAACUUGAGCUCCGCAUUGGUGAUUACAUUUAUAUCAGCAGUGAAGCACUUGUUAACACACCAGAUGGUUGGGUUGAAGGCACUUCAUGGCUUACCGGAUGCACUGGAUUCUUACCUGAGAACUACACAGAAAAGACAGCUGAGUCAGAUGCCUGGACAUUGCACAGAACAGUUAGUCUUAGUGAAACAUCACUGCCAUCUCCCCCUGUGACAGAGCCGGAUGAAACAGUGAGAACCAUGGAUCCUUCAGCAGAUCCUCCUUGUAUAUUCUCUGAGUCUGUGACAGAUGCUACUAGCAGCUCCAAACCAUCAGAUGGAACCAGUGAUUCUGGUGACGAGAAACAUACUGAGGAUGGAGUGGUCUGUACAAGUGCAGAGUCAGAAGCAGCCUCUGAGGUAACUAACAGUGAACCACGCCACCUGUAUAUUGUUCGUCAUGGGGAGAGAAUUGACUUUACAUUUGGAACAUGGAUCCCAUACUGUUUUGAUGAAAAAGGUAAAUAUAUUCGCAAAGAUCUCAACAUGCCACAGUCAGUCCCAGCUCGAAGGGGUGGACCACAAUCGUUCUUCAAAGACUGUCCCCUUACAUGUGUUGGGGAGCUACAAGCUAAGCUAGUGGGAGAGGCAUUACGAGGUUCUGGAGUUCAAAUGAAGCAUGUAUUCUCAUCACCUUCCCUCCGCUGUGUGCAGACUUGUGCUGGUGUGUUAAGAGGGCUUGGACAAGAAGAUAAACUGCCUAUAGCAAUUGAACCUGGUCUCUUUGAGUGGUUAGCAUGGUAUCCCGAUUCUCUUCCUGACUGGAUGACUAUCGAGGAAUUACAAGCAGCAGGUUUUAAUAUCUGUACAAACUAUAAGCCACUUAUACGUGUAGAGGAACUGCAUGACCGACAAGAGAGUGUUGAACAGUUUUAUAUGAGAAGUUUUUAUGUAGCACAAAGUAUCGUGAAAAGCACUGCUGAUGUUGGAGGAAAUGUUUUGCUAGUAGGACAUGCAGCAACACUUGAUGUCUGUUCCCGUCAGCUGACAGGAUGUGCACCUAGAAAUCGUGCUGAUAUGACUCGUUUGAUACAGAAGAUACCAUAUUGUAGUACAGCUACAGUUCGUGAAGUCAGCUCUGGAAAAUGGGAACUAGAUGAACCACCAAUACCACCUGUUACACAUUCAAAUAAUAUGCGCUUUGAUUGGAAGGCGCUUCUUUCAUAACAGUCACGGAUACUGUUCUAGUUCCUGGUGAUUAAAGCAUUGUGUAUGUUGCAUGUAUUAAGAGGUUUGGACACUCUUUUGUGUGCAUACUCUGCAUAUGUUUCGGCAGCUAGCACUACCAAAGUUUUACCCCCUGAAGUCAUAUGGUAAUGUGAACUAGUCUGUUUUGCUGACAAGGCACACAAGCACCAUGCCAAAGGUGUUCCCAAAUACAAGACCAUUUGUGUAUUAUUUAUAUAAUUUCUUGGACAAUAUUAAUAAAACAUUAUUUUUUAAAUAA